This is a messenger RNA of Hyaena hyaena (striped hyena), 3159 nucleotides long. RefSeq names its product atherin-like. The record is from RefSeq and is a predicted model, not a curated record. The coding region runs from base 1 to 690 and encodes 229 amino acids. Lineage: Eukaryota; Metazoa; Chordata; Mammalia; Carnivora; Hyaenidae. The transcript is spliced from 3 exons.
AUGGCUGCGAGGAUAGGGGAGGCUCCAGGGCCUUCCGAAAACACACUUGAUAAAGCGGCCAGCCGGCUCGCCCGGCGGCUCGGAAGCCAGAGCGAGAGGCUGGGGCGAGCCAGCAGGGAGCCGUUAGGCGACACUGCUCGCCCGCAGCGCCCCGCCCUCGUCAAGGGAAGCCCGCUCGGCCCCGCCCCUUCGGCUGACGUCCGGGGCGAGCGGAGGCGGGAGCGUGGGUGGGCCGAGACGUCGGCCGCCUGCGAUUCGGCCUGCUCAGCCACACCACCGCGCGCCCCCGCUCCGCCCGCCCCUCCGGGCGCGUCUUUUCCGGGCUCGCGCCGCGCCGCGCCUCGUCCCGCCUCCGCCGGCCGUCCGGGUGCGCGCGCGCCGCUGCGGCUUUUUCCCUGGCCUCCGUGGCGCGCCCCUCCUUGCCCCAGCACUAGCGGGCACGCGGUUUUUCCACAGGCUUCCCGGGUGCCAGGCGCCGGCCGGCUGCGAAGACGCCGUGUGGACCGCGUCUCCGAAGUCCAGGGUCCUCGAGAGCCCGGCCUCCCUCUCUUCCUUGCUGCCCACCGCCCUCCAUCCCCCGAGGGCCAGAAGCAUCUUCCGGACCGGGCUGCUGUGCGUUGCCAUUACCCUUUCCGAAAGAGCACAUCAAGUGGUUGCCAGACCUCCAAACGACCUUUAGGGCACCCCUAGACCUCAACUCCAUCUUGUCCCCUCGAGGUCGCUCUGUCUCCGAGUGCUCUGGGGUCCCUCUGGCCCUAGCAGCAUCCGCCCUUCGUAUUUGAGGGAUGCCCUGGCUUCCGAUCUCUUCUUAGCUUCCGUAUUUUUAGGUGCGUUAGAAAACGGCCGAAUUCUAGCAGAAGCGUGCUCUUAUUUUUUCCCUAUUCCGUCUACAUCCCUGUCCUCACGAAUGCCUUAUAUUUAGCAUCAGCUUCAUUCACUUCCUCUUCCUCUCAUUUGAGGACCCUACAGAAAGAAUUGCGGCUGAUGUCUAUAGCACAUAGAAAAAUCGAGGAGAAGAUGAUUCAUUGCCUAACCCCCAUCAAGGGGUUACAUAUUUUAAACAGGACGUCAUAUCUUCUCGCACUCCAGCAUCUCCUCCUUCAAAGGCAUUUCCCCACCCUCUUGAAAUGAAUUUUGCUCUAGCCUCUCACCUUAAAAAAAAUCAGCCAUGGCUCCAAGAAACGACGGUGAGAUGGAGAAUAAGGGCAAAAUGGCAUUUAAAAAAUGAAUCCCUUUGAAAAAGUAAGCAGGGUGCUUUACUGGUCAAGUCCUUAAUCAAUCCCUCAGUUUCUGCAUCUACAAAAAUGAAGAUGUUGGACUAGAGCACAAAUAAGGUUCCUCUAGUGUUUUGAUUCUAGGACCUCUAAAUUCAUGCUUAGUUACAUGUUCCUGUGUAACAGAGAUUUAACCUAAUUAAAGUCCCAUUUCCUGGUAGUUGCUCAUCACUUUAGUUUUUCUUUUAUUCUGCCUUUAAUACUUUUAACUGUUCUUGAUACCUAAGGCUGCAUGCAGUGGGAGAUUCAGUUACAGGACCAUCAAUGAGGAAAUCAAUCAAGCUUUUUAUAGCAUAAGGCUUCUUGAAUUGUAAAAUAGCUCUCUUUUUUGAUUGAAGCUACUAAAGUGUAAGACAUGUAAGAUCCUCUCCACCAUUUAGGUGGAGGAUGGAACAUUAAGCCAUUAGCAUCCUCGCACCAUAGAAUAAAGUACCAUAUUGUUCUGAUAAGUAAUUUGACACUUACAAAUCCAUGAGAAGGUAUACUGCAACAAUUAAAAGCUUUUCCCCUAAAAUCCCUAUUAAAAAUUCGUGAUUCAGAUUAACAUUUUUGUUUGUGUUUUGGGUACGGAUGGGAUGGGUGGAGAAAUGAGAGUCUUGCCCAAUUCAAUUUAAGAGGAGAAAUGAAUUGGGACUCUGGAGAGGUUCUGGAUCCAGCCCUAGCUACUUGUAUAACCUUGAAUAAGUCACUUAACCUCUCUUGGAUUUUGCAUCUGUAAAAGCCUCUUGAUGGUUGGCAGAGUGAGCCAUAGGUCCCCUGAUUUGAAUUCUUUGUUCUUAUACUGAUAGACAUAUGAUUAUAUGAUGUAAGUAGCACUAACAUUGUGCCCUAAGUCCUUAGUUUAUAACAGUUGUUGAGAAUGUUUUUCUCAAACAUCUGCAUAUGCUUGUUCCAAUUUAUGUGCGCCUAAUUCAUAAUCCAUCUUAUCAAGCGAGUUCAUAUAUGUGGAAGUCUAUAAAUUGGGAGGCAUUUUACAAAAGUUGGGUAUUGUUAACUUCUUGCGAGUGAAAUGUGUGCAUAGCACACUUUUUAAAAAGCAUUCAUGUCUUAUAGAAAUUUGAAAGUGAAUUUAUACUUACUGCCUUGCAACUGUAAUUGGCUAGGAACUUUAAAGAAUAUGCUGGUAUCUCAUUCAUUCAUCACUCAUUGAACUUAUCUCGUUCCUUCAGCUGUCCCUUAUUUUGUGCCAGGCCACCAGGAUAUGAUGGUUAAGAAAACCCUCUUCACAAGUUUAUAGUCUGGAAUGGUUGUGGUGGCGCUGUGAAGACAUAGAUGUAUAUACAGUUUAUAUUUAUUAACAACAGCAUUCAAAUCAGGGACAUAAAAUCCUGGGGGAACUUAAACCUUCAUAGGGGAGGAGGAGAUGAUUGUAUUAUGGAUUCUCUUCCUGGAAUUCCUUCCCUCCCCUCUUCCUUGACUUUUAAUUCCUGAGAUGUUAGCAAAAAUAAAAGCUUUAUUUUUCCACUCUUAUCACUGGCUGGCAUUAUAUAUUCUUUUCUUUCUUUGUCUUUUAACUGUUCAUUUUGAGGUGGCUAUAGAUUCUCAUACAGUUGUAAGAAAUAAUAACCUUUUUCUAAUUUUCCCCAGUGGUAACAUCUGCAUAACUGUAGUAUAAUAACACAACAAAGAAAUUGAAAUAGAUACAGUUCAUCCACCUGAAUCAGAGAUCACUGGUUUUACAUGCACUCAUUUGGGUGUGUGUAUUUAGUUCUGUUCAGUGUUAUCAUAUAGGUAAAUUCAUUUAACCACCUCCACAGUAAAGAUAUAUUGUAGUUCCAUCACCUCAAUGAUACUUGGUGUUGCCCUUUUAUAGCUACAACAGUCUCCCUUGCUGGCCCCGGGGAAGCAACAAAUCUAUUUGCCAUGCCUAUAAUUUUGUCAUUUC